AUGCCCAAUCUGCCGUUCGAGCUCAUCGAGGACAUCCUCCUGCGCCUCCCCGUGAAGUCCCUCAAGCGGUUUCGCUCCGUCGGGAAAUCGUGGUGUUCUUUGAUAGACAGCGAAAGUUUCGCCAAAUCCCACCUUCGCCGGUCGCUGGCUUCGAAUUCCCACCGCCGGCUCAUCCUCGGAGGUCUCGGCGUUUACUCGGUCGAUUUGGAUACCCUUGACAGGGCCGAGGUCAUCAAACCCCCAUUUUACUACAAGAGCGUGGACGAGAUAUCCAAUUCCUGCAAUGGCAUAGUUCUCGUGAUGAGCGAGCCUCCUGUCCUGUGGAACCCUUACUCGAGGGACUACAAGGUUUUGCCGGAGACUUCUGCUGAAGCUCCAGAAGGGUUGGAAUCGUACUCCAGAACCACUUACGGGUUGGGGUACGAUUCGAGAAAGGACGAUUACAAGGUGAUUAGGCUUGUUGAGUUUAGGAACGGGUUGACUCAUGAUUGGGUGCAAUCGGACGCUAGGGUCUAUGGCCUGAGAUCGAGUUGUUGGCGGGAAAUUGAGGGUUUUCCGUACCCGCUGCCUUUCCUGAAAGGUCAGUGGCGUGCUCACGUUAAUGGCGCCCUUCAUACUUUAGUGGUGGAAGCUGGUAGUUUGUACAUGGGGAAAAUCAUGGCCUUUAGUGUUGAGAGUGAGACACAUUAUGAGGUGGUCAUGCCUUCUGGGAUCAAGAUUUGGAAUGCUGAUUUGAGUUUGGAUGUGAUCGGAGGGUUUCUUUCUUUGGCUUGUAAUUACAAGUACCGAAGUGUCAUUUGGGUGAUGAGAGAGUAUGGAGUGAGGGAAUCAUGGUCUAAAUUGCUCACGGUUUGUCCGCCGGCGAUUGAGCCCCGUGAUUUUGUGAAGCCACUUCUGUACUCCAGGGAAGGUGAUAAGGUUCUGCUGAGUUGUGACGAUAAGAGGCUCGUUUGGUAUGAUGUGGAAAAGAAAACUACGGAGCUUGUCUCGGUUGACGGUAUGCCUUUCGUGUUCUAUGCCGAGCCAUGUGUCGAGAGCCUUGUUUCGUUUAGCAGGCCGGAUGAGGUCAAGAAACUGGGAAUAGAGAAAUCCAAGGCAAAGAAGAUCAGGAAAAAAAGGGAUGACUUUUUGUCUGAGGGAUUUAAUUUGGUGCUUUAA
Striga hermonthica is the source of this 1158-nucleotide messenger RNA. NCBI's taxonomy places the organism in Eukaryota, Viridiplantae, Streptophyta, Magnoliopsida, Lamiales, Orobanchaceae. The record is from the annotation of a GenBank genome assembly.